AAUGACCACUCUUCAAGGAUCGCCGGAAAUUCGACGAUGAUGCAUAAUCUCUGCCGUUUGUGCGCCAAGAGCGACAUCCGACCUCCGGCGCGCUCGCUAACAACACUACGAUCCAGUGCCGGAAUGAAAAGUCUGAUCGACUUCUGCCUUCACGGAAAUGAGGAACAUGAAUUCGCAGCGACAUCCCCGAUGCUUCCCACUAGCGUGUGUGAUGCGUGCCUCGAGCAGCUUAAUUGUUUUCAGCAAUUCGUUCUAAGUUGUAGAACAGCUCAGCUUACGUUACAGCAGUUGAUUUCUUCCGAAGAAUGGUUUUCACCGUCCGAUGAUGAAACUAUGAUCGUAAGGGAUCCUGAAAGCAACCCUGAAUCAACCACCGUAGAACGAAGAGAUCGUCUCGAAAUUGAAGAGGAAAAGUGCAACAAUCAUGAUCUGGAAGAAGCGAUUAACGACUGUUCUGAACGGCCGGGAGUGGAAUCGAGGACAGACAGCAGACCACACGGCACUCGAUCUGCAGCACACGAUGAGCCUGCAAAACGGAGAUCAACGGUGGCGAACCGGCAACCUCCGCCUUCGAGGCGGAAACAAAUGUGCCAAGUCUGUGGCAAGGUUCUCUCGAACAAGGCCACAUUCCGGGUGCAUAUGAAAAUACAUACGCAGGACAAAAGCCUGAUAUGCAGCAUCUGCGAUCGACGGUUCUACGUCAAGCAGCAGCUGCAGAUCCACAUGGAAUCGUUACACGAGCAGAAAGAGUUCGUAUGUACCGUUUGCGGUUUAAAGUGCCGCUGGCGCAAAAGCUUGGCGCGCCACAUGCAACUGCAUGCGGAAAAUCCUUACAAACAUCAGUGCGAUCACUGCGAGAAGGCCUUUUCACGCCCUAAUCAACUGAGGAUUCACACGAUGAAACAUACUGGCGAUAGAGUUUGCUGUGAUUUAUGUGGUGCAGGUUACAUGUACAAUUACAUGCUAACGCAACAUAAAAUCCGUAAACACGGGCUGAUGGUGGAGGGUGUACAGUUGUAUGAAAGACGCCGGCCAGGCACCCAGAACAAGGCAAAUUCUUCCACUUCUCAAUAAACAAUAGAACUGAU
Molecule: messenger RNA, 1088 nt
Organism: Anopheles aquasalis
Lineage: Eukaryota; Metazoa; Arthropoda; Insecta; Diptera; Culicidae
Product: zinc finger protein 260-like
Biological process (GO): regulation of transcription by RNA polymerase II
Cellular component (GO): nucleus
Molecular function (GO): DNA-binding transcription factor activity, RNA polymerase II-specific; RNA polymerase II transcription regulatory region sequence-specific DNA binding; zinc ion binding
Source: RefSeq, a predicted model, not a curated record